UGAAGGAAAAUGAAAAGGUAUCCAACUAACAAUCCUGUAGAGGAGUUCAAUAGAAACGUUACAAUAACAAACCUAAAAUUAAAUCAUUUAGAGUACAGAAAUGUAGAAGGAAAGGUAACAGCAUUUUUUAAAUAUAAUUUAGAACUUGUUUGAAAGAGUGAAAGGGUAUCAAGAUUUGAUUGGGCAAUUCAGAAAACAAAAGAUUAUACUAUAUGAAAGAAGAAAUAUGUCAGCACCAGCCCAGGAAUGUUAUGGUAUUUAAAAAAGUUCAUAAUAGGAAUGGAUGAUUAUGGAGAUAUAUUUUAUGGGAUCAAUUUUGCAUCUGCAGACUAUUUGGGUUUAUGCACUAAUGAAUAAGCAAAGGUAUAAAUUAAAAUAAAUAGAAUAGGAAGCAGCAGCAACUGCAGCUUAAGAAUAUUCUGUAAAUUCUUGUGGAGCACCAUUAGCUUUUGGAGCAUCAAAAUAUUACAUGUAAUUGAAGGAAGAGUUAAAAGAUUAUUGGAAUAUGAAAGAGGUAAUAAUUUAUAGUGCUGGUUGGUUGGCAGGUUAUGGUGUAGUAAAAGGAUUAAUAAGGUAACUGUUGAUUAUUAAUGUACUUAGACCUUAUGAUUUUGUAAUAAUGGAUGAAUUAUGUCAUAAUUGCUUAACUGAAGGAGCUCAUGCAGCAACAAAGAAUGUGUUUAGAGUAACUCACUUGAGUCUUGAAGCAAUGGAGAAGAAGAUAGCUGAAGUUAGAUUAGAGAAUCCAGAAGCAUGUAUUUUGGUUGUGACAGAAGGUUUGUUUAGUAUGGAUAGUGAUUACACUGAUCUUGUGGCUUUAUAAAAGAUAACUUUAAAAUAUGAAGCAUUUUUAUUGAUAGAUUGUGCACAUGAUUUUGGAUGUAUGGGCAAAACAGGUAGCAAAUAUUAUAUAUGAAUUUAUUUAGGAAAGGGAGUCUAUGAAAUAUAAGGACUUAAGGAUUUUUCUAAUGUUCUUUUGAUGUCUGGAGGAUCUAAAUGUUUAUCUACAAAUGUUGGAUGGGUUGCCUGCAAUUCGUUUGAAGUAAUUGAUUAUCUUAAAUUCUUUUCUUCUGCUUAUAUGUUCACUAAUUCAGUUAAUCCUGUUUAAUGUGCUACUGCUUUAGCAUAACUCAGAAUUUUAAAUAGUGAAGUAGGUGUUAGAUUGAGAACUCAAGUGCUUGAAAAUUAUCAUUAUAUGAAAAAAGAAUUGAAUUCUAGAAAUUACAAAAUCUUAGGAUAUCCUUCUCCUAUUCUACCAUUAUUAAUAGGUGAUGAAUUAACAUGCAGAAUUGUAACUAGAUUAAUGUUAGAUGAAGGAAUUCAUUGUAAUGGUAUUGAAUAUCCAAUUGUAAAAAUGGGAUAAGCUCGUUUAAGAGUAAAUUUAUAACCAUAACACACAAAAGAGUAUUAUAAUUUAUCAUAUCUUUAAGUUAAAUGGAUACAUUUAUUGAAACCUUUGAUUUUUGCUUUAAGAAAGCUACUAAAUUAACAUAAGAUUCUCUUGAAAGAUAUCAAAUAUAUUUGGAAUAGUAGGAAUAAUAAGAAUAACAGUUCAAAAAUAAUUAAAAAUAAGUAAACUUCAAUGAGACUAAGAUGGAACUCAAGAAGCCUAACUUAUGA
Messenger RNA from Paramecium primaurelia, 1620 nucleotides. Lineage: Eukaryota; Ciliophora; Oligohymenophorea; Peniculida; Parameciidae. The record is from the annotation of a GenBank genome assembly.